UUCAAUUUGAAUUUUGACCAAGGUUGAACUUAAAGGUCCGCACAUGAAUGGGCGCAAUUCCUUUAAGUUUGAGAGGAGACGCCCAUUCCGUCAGCAGUGGUGAAGAGGUACACCGCUGGACGUCGUCUUGAAAUCGCUUUUUGGAAGGGAAAAAAUUGGCGGACGCAUAGGUUAUUGACAAUUGUACAAUCUGCUGGUGCUUUUUGAAGUGGUGGCAAAAUUUCCCCAUUUUCUUAAGUGCUCCUGGUGGUGCACCACUGGAAGCGAAAUUGAGCAGCUGCCGCGAUCGAACGUAUCAAGACUGGGUCAAGAGUGUACUAGUACUACAAGUAGUAGUAUUAUAAGCUUACAGAAAACAUCUUUCAUGAGAAACUUUUUGGUUCCGCUUAAUAGAGGUGAAAGGGCGAAGAAGCGGAGCAUUGUUUAGCUGCCAAGGCUUUCACCAUGUUCGUCAACGCUGGACCCGCGGCAAUUCCGGACGUCCACUAUCCACCUGCUGAUCAGGACCUUCAGGGUGGAGCCUUUGAUGGCCCCAUUCGACGCCUGCACCUAAACGAAAGCUUCCUUCCUCCCUCUCCUAAGGUAGUGGAGGCGAUUCAGAAGGCCUGCAGUACAGUCAACCGCUAUCCAGACCCAAAGGCCAGGGGCAUCACGAAGGUUUUGGCCGAACGGCUCAGCUUCCCUGUGGGACAGAUUGUUGUCACAAAUGGCUCUGACCAGGGCAUAUCGAUCAUUGGGGAGCUGUUCCUGGGAGAAGGCCGGUCGGUUGUCCUCCCCGAGCCAUCAUUCCCCAGCUAUCUAAGGGCUGCAGAGACUGCAGGAGCAGAGACCCUGUUGAUUCCUCUGCGUGAGGACGGCGCCAACUCAGUGGAGGCCAUGAUUGAUGCCGUCACUGACUCCACGACUGCAGUCUUUGUCUCGUCUCCAAAUAAUCCAACAGGAGCGAUACUUCAGGAGCCCGAGGUUCGACUCCUGGCGGAACGCUUGCCCGACUCCGUCCUCCUGGUGUUGGACGAUGCGUACUGCGAAUUCGCCAAGCACUCGGGCGGGCCCGACAAUUUAGAAAUCCUUCGAAAGCACAGACGAGGGCCCUGGAUCGUGCUGCGCACGCUCUCGAAAGCGUACGGGAUCGCGGGCAUGCGCGUGGGGUACGUCCUGUGCAGCUCGCAAGCCCUGGCGGAGUCAUUCCGGAAAGUCACGCCCAUCUUUCCCGUGGGGCUGCUCAGCCAGGUGGCGGCAGAAGCCGCGCUUUCGGACCAGCCGUACAGCGACUGGCUCGUCCAAGAAACGGUCAAGCACCGGGAGGCGCUCGCCGAUAGCUUACGCUCGCUAGGGCUGCAUGUUCUUCCGACCGAAGCCAACUUCGUGGCAUUCAGGGUGGACAGAUUAGCGACAACCGUUAUAGCUGCGUUGGCAAAGAAGGGGAUCCUGAUUGGCGCCUGUCGAAGCUCUCUUGAGGUAUGGGACAAUUACCUUCGAGCGAGCGUAGGAUCGCCAGAAGAUACCCGUGCUUUCUUGGAGGCUCUGAAACAAGAGCUGAAUCUGUAGAUGUUCAACGGCCAAGUUCAUCAAACUGUGGAACGGUAGGCAUCGUGUUACCUGAUCAUGACCGUCCAUACAGAGCUACUUGUACGUGCAUACUAAAAACGGGUCACUCAAUAGCCGCAAUUUGAGUCGCCAUGAAAUAUCGAUGACAUACCUUACGUCCGAUCCAUAUCGAGGCUCCUAGAUGCAU
Messenger RNA from Klebsormidium nitens, 1735 nucleotides. NCBI's taxonomy places the organism in Eukaryota, Viridiplantae, Streptophyta, Klebsormidiophyceae, Klebsormidiales, Klebsormidiaceae. The record is from the annotation of a GenBank genome assembly.